Messenger RNA from Ruditapes philippinarum (Manila clam), 1340 nucleotides. RefSeq names its product neuromedin-U receptor 2-like. NCBI's taxonomy places the organism in Eukaryota, Metazoa, Mollusca, Bivalvia, Venerida, Veneridae. Gene Ontology annotation, cellular component: plasma membrane. The transcript has a single exon. Gene Ontology annotation, biological process: G protein-coupled receptor signaling pathway. The coding region runs from base 70 to 1209 and encodes 379 amino acids. The record is from RefSeq and is a predicted model, not a curated record. Gene Ontology annotation, molecular function: G protein-coupled receptor activity.
AUUUACAUACUAAACACAUUAUAUAUUAACAGUUUUAAUUAGUUAUAUUUAACGAGUGCUUUUUAGAAAAUGGCUAACGCGUCAAUAGGUUUUACUGACACUUUCAAUCUUUCAACUGAAGCAAAUAUAAUAUUUUCCGAAAAUGGGAACACGAGUCUACCUGCAUCAUUAACUGGACUUGCAGACCAAAUUCAACAGAAAAUGAAUACAGCACAAUACUUCGUUUGUCCAACUUUGUUUGUUGUUGGUAUUGUAGGAAAUAUAUGUACAGUAUUGACUGUUUCACGUGCACAGUUUCAUCAAAUGACAUCACGGUUUAUCUUGUACGCGCUGGCUGUCUCUGAUUCUCUUCUUCUCUUCACAAAUCCAUUUAACCAACAAUUCAUGACCAAACUUUGGAUGCUUGACGUACGAGCUUUGUCAAAGACUGGAUGCAAAUUUUUCUUUGUCAUGUAUAGAACGGGAAAAAUGUCGUCAUCUUGGUUCAUUGUUCUAGUGGCAGUAGAACGAUUUGUUGCUAUCAUGUUCCCACUAAAGGCAAAACAAUUUCUAACGAAAACGACGGUUUGUACAGCUGUGUUUAUUAUUUAUUCAGUGAUGAUUUCGGUCUCGGGAAUUUGGACAUUUUCUACAGACAUUGUAAAUGAAACAUGUAUGUCAGACGUGACGUCUCCUAAUACGAAAAGCCUGCACAAAUCAUUUGUAAUUGUUGGGGCUAUGUGCUAUUCGAUUAUCCCGAUUAUUAUUCUUCUCAUACUUACGCCUUUGAUUAUUGUAAAACUGUGCCGAAGCCAAUAUCACCGUAAAGUUCUGCAGCAUAACAACAUUGACAGAAGUGCAAAAGAUACAUCUCGAGUCACAGUAAUGCUGAUCGGCAUUGUCAUAACUUACAUUGUUUGUGUCACACCAAUUUCACUUGUCCUCAUUUUAACAUUUUGGACCAACGAGCCAUUUUUCUCAUCAAAGAAGAUAGAGUAUAUCAUUCUUGCGGGUGUCGCAAUGUCAUUUGAACAACUAAACCAUUCAAGCAAUUUCUUUGUUUACAUCUUGUGUUGUCGCCAAUUUCGACAAAGAUUUGUUCGGAUGGUAUGCUGGUCUAGAAACUCGGUACUCGCUACGGACACUUCCGCUUCCAUUCCUACCAAUACUGAGUUCCUAAAAGACACGAAGCUUGAAACACAAACACAUAUAGACGACGGGAAUAUUUAAAUGUUUUUAGAUAAAAACUGUCACGUUUGAGUACAUAUUGUGAUUGCUUUUCUUGUUCAAUGAUUUUCUAUUACAAUUGGUUUAAGCUAGUCUAGAAUUUUGUCUAAAAACUUUUAUUUUUGAUCGUUUAA